GUGAGGCUGCGGAAACAUGCGCUCGGACUGGGAGCUCACUUUGUUCUCCUCCAUCGCGCAGAACACUGAUUUUCUUCUCGCUGGGGGAUGGACUCAGGACCUCGGAGUGCGCGUGAAUUUGGAGUCAGUGAUGCGACAAUAAAAAUGUCCUGAAAGUGCUGAGAGCCGCGAGAAGUUCCAGUCACUGUGGCCGCAGAGCGCCUUUGGAGAGGAUCCCUUAUAAGCGCACCGUGAAGCCGGAGCACGCGUUCUUCAGGGCUCUGCUGGGGACAUGGCUUACAUGCACUUUGCGCCAAACAGAAGGAUUUGCACACCGACCUUCUUAGCGUUGACUUUGAUUUUCAUUCUGGGAUCCAAGAGCACACAGUCCAGCUCUCCAAACCCCGGAGCGCACGGAGCUGACAGGGCUCCAUCCUCACUGCUGGAGUCCCUCAAUUUACCUUCCAACACAGAGUAUGAGAUUGUGGCUCCAUAUGAGGUGGACCAUAAGGGCCAGUACAUUUCCCAUGCUGUGGCUCACCACCAUCGCAGGAGGCGCUCAGUGGAGGGUCAGGUGACUGACCUCACCGCCAUGGCCCACUUUAGGCUCCAUGGUUUGGGCCAAGAUUUCCACCUUGAGCUGCUUCCGUCCAGCAGUCUGUUUGCACCUGGCUUUACAGUUCAGACUCUGGGCAAGAAUGGCACCAAGAGUCUGCAGCCAUACGCACAAGAUGAUUUUUGCUUUUACCAGGGGACACUCAGGUCAAUGGUCAACUCCUCUGUGGCCUUGUCAGUAUGUGCAGGGAUGUCAGGUUUGAUCCGGACACAGGAGGCCGAUUACUUCCUAAGGCCGCUGCUUCAACACCACCUGCGCAUGAAGAACUACACAGCACCAGAACACCACCAACCUCACAUCCUUUACAAGAGACAUGCUACACCACACAUUGCCAGAGAGACAACCAGAGAUCCAGCAGAGCCCUCCAGAAAAGAUAAGGAGGGUGAUGGACUGUACAGAGACACCAAAAGACUCAGAAGGUCUACACACAUGCAGAUGGUUCCGGGUGACCACCUACACCGACACCACAGUCACCACAACAACUACAGGCAUGGCACGCGCCAGCGACAGCACUACUGUGGAAGAAGGAAGAAAUAUAUGCCAAAGCCUCCAGAAGAAGACAUCCAUAUUUUGCCUGAUGAGUACAAGUUCCUGCCUAGAGGCAAGCGGGCUGUGAUAUUUCAGACCCCUUCAAAACAGAAGCUGAAUGUUGAGACACUGGUGGUGGUGGACCAGAAGAUGAUGGAGAAUCACGGCCGUGAGAACAUAACCACAUACGUGCUGACUGUUCUCAAUAUGGUCUCCACUCUCUUCAAGGAUGGAACUAUAGGAGGGGAUAUCAAUAUAGUGAUCGUUGGCCUGAUACUGCUGCAUGAAGAACAGGAAGGGCUGGUUGUUAGCCACCAUGCAGAUCACACUCUAAACAGUUUCUGUCAGUGGCAGUCGGGUUUGGCGGGACGUGAGGGCCGUCGUCAUGACCACGCAAUUCUCCUGACAGGGCUGGACAUCUGCUCGUGGAAGAAUGAGCCGUGUGAUACUCUGGGCUUUGCCCCCAUCAGCGGCAUGUGCAGCAAGUACCGGAGCUGCACUAUCAAUGAGGAUACAGGUCUGGGCCUGGCCUUCACUAUUGCUCAUGAGUCUGGCCACAAUUUUGGAAUGGUCCAUGAUGGGGAGGGGAAUGUGUGUAAGAAGUCUGUUGGCAACAUAAUGUCCCCCACACUGGCUGGCCAUAAUGGCCUUUUCUCCUGGUCAUCCUGCAGCCGGCAAUAUCUCACUCGUUUUCUCAGCACGGCUCAGGCCACCUGCCUGUCGGAUGAGCCCAAAGCAGUGGAGGAGUACAAAUACCCAGAGAAACUUCCAGGGGAGCUGUACGAUACAGACACACAGUGCAAGUGGCAGUUUGGAGAAAAGGCCAAACUUUGUACGCUGGACUUCAAGAAGGACAUCUGUAAAGCCCUGUGGUGCCACCGGGUCGGCCGGAAAUGCGAGACCAAGUUUAUGCCAGCUGCCGAGGGCUCUGUGUGCGGGCCAGAGAUGUGGUGCCGUCGUGGACAGUGUGUGAAGCAGGGUGAAGAAGGUCCACAGCCAGUGCAUGGUCAGUGGUCCUCCUGGUCCAGUUGGUCCAGCUGCUCCAGGACCUGUGAGAGUGGAGUGACCUACAGAGAGAGACACUGCAACAGUCCCAGGCCAGUGUAUGGGGGCAGGUUCUGCGAGGGACCAUCCCGCUCUUAUAAGCUGUGUAACACGGAGAACUGUCCUCAGGGCAGUGUGGACUUCAGAGCUGCUCAGUGUACAGAGUUUAACAGCAAACCCUUCCGUGGCUGGUACUACAGCUGGAAGCCCUACACACGCGUAGACGACCAGGAUGUCUGUAAGCUUUACUGCUUCGCCGAAGGCUACGAUUUCUUCUUUGCACUCUCCAGUAAAGUCCAGGAUGGCACACUCUGUACACAGGACAGUUCUAAUGUGUGUAUCGACGGCAUGUGUGAGAGAGUGGGCUGCGACCGGGUGCUGGGGUCUACAGCAGUGCUGGACAUGUGUGGAGUCUGCAGUGGCAACAACUCAACCUGCAAAAUCUACAAAGGCCAAUACACCAAACAGCAUUACGCUAACCAGUACUACGGAGUGGUCACUAUCCCACCUGGGGCCCGCAGCAUCCAUGUGGUAGAGCUGAACACCUCAAGUUCCUACUUGGCCCUGCGGAACAGCAACAGGAAGUACUACUUGAAUGGCCGCUGGACGGUAGACUGGCCGGGCAGACACUCCAUUGCUGGGACUGUGUUUGACUACAAGAGGCCCUACAAUCGCCCAGAGAGCCUGACCUCUACUGGGCCCAUCAAUGAGACCCUGGUGGUGGAGAUUCUGCUGCAGGGUGUUAACCCAGGCGUGCGGUGGGAGUACACACUCGCCAAAGCCGACACAGAGAGGGAAACCCAGCCUAAACACAGCUACACCUGGGCCACUAUCCGCUCCCAGUGCUCUGCUACAUGUGCCAGAGGUGAGAUGAGUGUGAAGGCAGCGUGCUAUAAAGAUCUGAGAGUUCAGGUGAACACAUCCUACUGUAAUCCACGUUCACGGCCCAGCACCGGUGUAAUGCCCUGUAACACCCAGCCCUGCCCUCCCAGCUGGAGUGUUGGAGACUGGAGUGUGUGUAGUCGUACCUGUGGGUCAGGAGAACAGAGCCGACAGGUGCAGUGUGUUCGGCGAACCAGCCCCACGCAGAUGGAUGUAGUGACUGAUACCCACUGUGCACUGCCCCCUCCAGCCCGCAGGCAGCCCUGUAACACACAUACCUGCCCACCCACAUGGAGCACAGGACCAUGGUCUCAGUGCUCUCGUAAAUGUGGUAAGGGUGUGAGAAAGAGAACGGUUAUGUGCCUGAGCAGUGCCUCAGGAUCACGUGUGCUGCCGGACAGCUCGUGUGUGCUCCUGCCCAGACCUCACAGCCAGGAGAGCUGCAUGCUCAAACGCUGUCAGAAACAGCACAGAGCUCAGUGGGUCCUCUCCAGCUGGCAGCAGUGUUCAGUAACAUGUGGUAAAGGUGUCCAGGUGCGAGUGUUGAAGUGUGUGGAGAAGGACACAGUGGGGAAGCACAGGGAUCUGGCCCUGAAGAAAUGCCAGCACCUGCCCAAACCCUCUGCAGAGCUACAGAGAGCGUGCGUCCAGCCAGACUGCCCCAGCAUCCCUCGCCUUCACAGGCCAGACUGGUACAACUCACCAUGGUCACAGUGCACAGUGUCAUGUGGCGGAGGUAUCCAGGUGCGCUCCGUUCAGUGCCUCAUCAAUGGUCGUCCCUCAUCUGGCUGUUCAUCUCAGAUGAAGCCAGCCAUGUCUCAGGCCUGCAGCACAGCCUUCUGUCCACAGCAGCAGCCCCAAGGUGCAGUCUGUAAGGAUUCUUUCAACUGGUGUUACCUGGUGCCCCAGCAUGGAGUUUGCAAUCACAAGUUUUAUGGGAAGCAGUGCUGCAGAUCCUGCUCACACACAAACUUAUGAUAAGCAUCUGUAUACAAGAAACUGUGCAGCCAAAGCAGCUUUAGCGGCUUUAGCAUGUGAGACUGCAGGGAGAUGAAGAUGCCAGCAGUGUUUUCUAGUGACUGGAAGCCGUCAGAGUGGUUUGUGAGCCACUUUUGACUGAGACACUCAGCUCUGUUGCCUUCUGUUGAAAGACGGCUGUGAUGUUUACUGUAACCCACAGUGGAGAGCGAUCUCUAUGCUCCCUCAACAGGAUGGAGUGAUGGAUUUCAGAGUGUCCUGUGGACUCUCUCACAGAUAUGGUGAGAUGUGUGUGGAGCACCUCAUCACUCAGCCACACCUGCACAGGGAUUAGUUAUGGUCCCCAUUGGCUCAGUGAAGUCACAUGAGCUCUGUGGACCAGCUGAUAAAGCACAAAUCACGGACUGAUUAUUAAAGAAUGGAGGAGAGAUUUUCAGGAAUAUUCAUCUCUCUGUCAUUUUAAAUCUACCUAUCUCUCAUUUUCUUUCCCAGUCUCUAGUUUUCGCUUUGAGUCUCUCUCCUUUUCUGUCCUAAUCUCUCUGGUUUUGCUGCUAGUCUCUCUCCUCUUCUUCCCUAGUCUCUAAUUUUCUUUUCCAAUCUUUUUCUUUGGUCCCCAGUCUCAUUCUUUUUCUCUCCCAGUCUCUCUAAUUCUCUU
Pygocentrus nattereri (red-bellied piranha) is the source of this 4682-nucleotide messenger RNA. RefSeq names its product A disintegrin and metalloproteinase with thrombospondin motifs 16. The transcript is spliced from 23 exons. Bases 272 to 4027 code for a protein of 1251 amino acids. NCBI's taxonomy places the organism in Eukaryota, Metazoa, Chordata, Actinopteri, Characiformes, Serrasalmidae. Gene Ontology annotation, molecular function: metalloendopeptidase activity. Gene Ontology annotation, biological process: extracellular matrix organization; proteolysis. Gene Ontology annotation, cellular component: extracellular matrix. The record is from RefSeq and is a predicted model, not a curated record.